UCGUGUUGACUUCAAUCGAAUGACUCCCUUUAAGACCCAAUGACUCCCAUUCUGAUUAAACAGUUUUCUCGUUUGCACAAACAAACACCAAGGCUGGACAAAGACAGUCAGCAUAAAACUGGUUUGUUUGUCUAAUCCACUCAGCCACUUAGCCGCCGUGAACACAAAGUGACCUUGCAGACGGGAUCGACAUUACUUUCUAAAGAGUUUUUCUCUCGCCUGAGCAUCUCAGGAAACACCUCUGAUAAAAUCUACGUAUGUCAUCUUUCAGUCGACAGUGGCGAGUCUAAUAUGAGCCGUCAGAAACCCAUGCGCAGGGCUGUUUCCCCGGGUUACCAGCCUUUGUUUGGGUAGGGACCGGAAUGGUCAAUCAUCACGGCCGCUAGUGUAGUCCCUCCUCCCCGGAUGAAGGAACUGUCUGGGGCCGCUACAAAAGGGGGAAGGGACAACUAUUUUUACUGUGCUGAGCCUGCUAUGGACCUAUCAUUGCGCAAUGGCAAGAAGUUUGUCCAUCUGGACUUAAAAGGGGCACCUCCAAACAUUGGCUAUCUAUUUGAGUUGAUCCAGUUAUUUGCUGAUCUCGGUGCCAAUGGCUUGCUUAUUGAGUAUGAAGAUAUGUUUCCCUAUGAGGGAGAGCUCAAAGUUAUUCAAUCCAAGGUUCAGCCUCCAUACAGCCGUGAGGAGAUCAUGUCUAUACAAGAAGCUGCCAGCAGCAGAGGGCUGGAGGUCAUUCCCCUGGUGCAGACGUUUGGACAUUUGGAAUUUGUCCUGAAGCAUGAGAUCUUUAGAGAGCUGCGCGAGGUAGACAACUGUCUGGGCACCCUGAACCCACACCGUGAUCAAGGAGUUAAGUUGGUGCAAGAGAUGCUACGUCAAGUCAUGGAACUCCACCCUAAAAGUAGCAAGCUACACAUCGGAGCGGAUGAGGUGUAUAUGCUUGGUCUUGGAGACGAGUCUAACCAGUGGUUAAGCAUUCCUGGUCACAGUGUUAACCAGCUUUUCCUCAGUCAUGUCAUUAAGAUGGCAAAGGGCAUUCGAGAGACUGUCCCAAACCUUAAUCUGAUCAUGUGGGAUGAUAUGCUCAGAUCCAUGACCCCUGAAACUAUUAAAGAGAGUGGCCUUGUUGGAUUAGUACAACCAAUGUUGUGGGACUACAAUCCCACUCUUGAUGUAGCAAACACUGUAAUGCUACUUGAACUAUAUAAAUCUGCCGGUAUGUCACAGCAGUGGGUCGCCAGCUCAUUCAAAGGCUCGACCAUUGUGCACACUUGUGUGACCAGCACUCAGAGGCAUGUGGACAACCAUGUGCAGUGGCUCAAAGUGGCAUCCAGCAUUUCAGAUGGCAUUGAGCUACAGGGAAUUGCACUUACUGGAUGGCAAAGAUAUGACCACCUGUCUGUUUUAUGUGAACUGAUGCCCGUGAGCCUGCCCUCUUUGGCUUCCUGUUUGCAAACUCUUCUUUAUGGUAGCUUUAAUGAAGAAGCUCAGAAGAAAGUGUGUGCGACAUUUGGCACUUUGGAAGUAGAAGACACAGAGAGAUUGUCUUCUACCUUUGCUGGGGCGAAACUAGCAGCACUUAUAGUGCAGUUGGCGUCUAUGCUGGAGUCUGAAGAAAUCAGACAUUUUCACAACAAUAUGUAUGUAAGGGGCUGGUUCACACCCUACCACAGACAAAAGAAGAUCAUUAACCCACUCAUUGCAGAACAAAUUAAAACACAAGCAAAAAUGAUUAUUGAUGCUUUGGAUAGCAGUUUGCAUGAGGUGAGGAAGGAGAUGUGUCUGUUAUAUCCAGAUUCUACAGUACAGGAAUGGGUGGACCAACAUGUUACCCCAGUACUGGAGCCUCUGCAAAACCUCACGAGAGACAUUGAAUCUGUUUUAAGUGAUGUGGGUCUUUGCAUUGAGUCUAUGUCAUAAUGCUGGUCAAUAAACCUUAUUUGAAAUGUUUUUUAUUAUUAUUAUACUUAAAUUGGACUGUAAAUGAACAACUAGUGGAAAUUGUGAACUACUAGUAGAAAGUGUAAAAAAAACGUUUUUAUGUAAUAUGAUAACAAAAAUGCAUUAUAGUGAUUGGUUCAAUCAUAUAGUCAUUGGAUUAUUUUAAUGAUAACCAACCAAUAAUCACAUAAAAAUAUAUUUAAAUCCGUAUUAUUGAGUUGCUAUUUUAUAGCUCUAUGCCUGAAAUAAAGAAAUGCCAAAUCAUUUUA
Messenger RNA from Triplophysa dalaica, 2207 nucleotides. RefSeq names its product hexosaminidase (glycosyl hydrolase family 20, catalytic domain) containing (gene hexd). Gene Ontology annotation, biological process: carbohydrate metabolic process. NCBI's taxonomy places the organism in Eukaryota, Metazoa, Chordata, Actinopteri, Cypriniformes, Nemacheilidae. The record is from RefSeq and is a predicted model, not a curated record. Gene Ontology annotation, molecular function: hexosaminidase activity. The coding region runs from base 406 to 1917 and encodes 503 amino acids. The transcript has 13 exons.